Molecule: messenger RNA, 3716 nt
Organism: Pogoniulus pusillus (Red-fronted tinkerbird)
Lineage: Eukaryota; Metazoa; Chordata; Aves; Piciformes; Lybiidae
Gene: IGDCC3
Product: immunoglobulin superfamily DCC subclass member 3
Exons: 14
Coding region: 619-2739 (706 amino acids)
Biological process (GO): cell-cell adhesion
Molecular function (GO): protein binding
Source: RefSeq, a predicted model, not a curated record
CAUUGCUUUGAGCAGCCGCGGGGUUCUGGAUCUUUCUAUUAUCGUUCCAAGCUCAGGAAGGAAGGCUUGGUGCUGGCUGUCGUCGCUUGGGCAUAGCAGGGCCUGGUAGAACCGGGCAGUCCAGGUUGCACUCCUGGAGGGAUCCCCGGCUUUAAGGAGUGGGACAUGUUCUCAGGCAGGCCAUGACAAGGCACUGGAGAGAGGAGACCUGUGAGGGAUCUUUGAAGAGGCUCCAGUGAGAUGACACCCCAUGAUGAGGCAGCUCCAGUGAGGGGAGAUCCUGUGAUGAGGUAUCCCAGUGAGAGGAGUGAAGGGGACCCCAGCAAGUGAAACCGACAAGAGGACUCCAGUGAGAGGAGACGCAAUAUGGUGCCGUACUGAGAGAGCUCUACCGAGCCCCGAGGCUGCCCUGGUUGAGGGGAGGCAUGUGAAUGCAGACCCGUGGAACGCCUCUCAUGAGAAGGCUGCAUUAAAGAUUUUGGCCAUUCCUCCGAGCUGGCGUUUGUUGUGGAGCCUAGCGAUGACAUAGCUGUGCAGGAGCAACCUUUGAUCCUCUACUGCCAGGUGGAGGGCAUCCAGCCCAUCACCAUCACGUGGCGGAAGAAUGGAGUGACGCUCAUGGACAGCGAGAACGCCUUUAUGUUGGCCAACGGCUCGCUCUACGUCUCCCGCUUCCAGAGGCUGCGGGCAGACGGCUCCUCAGACGAAGGCGAGUACGACUGCGUGGCGCAGAACCACUACGGGCUGGUCGUGAGCCGCAAGGCCAAGAUUCAGGCAGCGACGAUGUCUGACUUCCACAUCCACCCUCAGAAUGCAGUGGUGGAGGAAGGUGGCGUGGCAAGAUUCCAGUGCCAGAUCCAUGGCUUGCCUGAGCCAGUCAUCCUCUGGCAAAAGAACAGCAUGCCAGUCAAUACAGACAACGAAAGGUACACACUGCUUCCAAAGGGAGUCCUGCAGAUCACGGGACUGAGGGCAGAAGACAGUGGGAUUUUUCACUGCGUUGCCACCAAUAUUGCUAACGUGAAGUUCAGCCGGGAGGCCAGACUCACCGUGUCAGGCUCCCACUCCACCGUUUACAAGGACCCCAUGAUUCUCGUCGGUCCAGAGAACCUCACGCUCACCGUGCACCAGACAGCUGUGCUGGAGUGCAUUGCAACAGGCAACCCCCGGCCCAUCGUCUCCUGGAGCCGCCUAGAUGGUCGCCCCAUUGGUGUGGAGGGGAUCCAGGUGCUGGGGACAGGAAAUCUGAUGAUCUCAGACCUCACCGUGCAGCAUUCUGGCAUCUACGUGUGCGCCGCCAACAAGCCUGGAACUCGCGUGCGAAGAACUGCGCAGGGCAGGCUCGUUGUGCAAGCCCCUGCAGAGUUUGUGCAGCAUCCCCAGUCCAUUUCCAGGCCUGUGGGGACUACUGCUAUCUUCACUUGUGUGGCUCAAGGGGAACCACCCCCACAGAUCACCUGGCUGAGGAAUGGGCAGAUCUUGGAAACCAGCGACCACAUUAAGCUGAAGAAUAACAACAGCACUCUAUCCAUCUAUGGGAUCAACCAGACAGAUGAAGCCAUCUACCAGUGCAUCGCCGAGAAUAGCGCCGGCUCCACGCAAGCCAGCGCUCGCCUGACUGUCCUGUGGGCAGAUGGGCUGCCAGGUCCCCCGCAGAGCGUGAAGGCUGAGACAGUCUCUGCCACCACCAUCCAAGUGUCUUGGAGAGAGCCUCUGCAGAACACCAAGGAGAUCAUCGGCUACGUGCUGCACAUUCGGAAGGCUGCAGAUCCUGUAGAGAUGGAGUAUCAGGAGGCAGUCAGCAAGAGCACCUUCCAGCAGCUAGUGACUGAUUUAGAGCCCUCGACCAGCUAUAGCUUCUAUAUAAAGGCUUACACCUCCCGGGGUGCCAGCAAAGCCUCAGAAGUCACAGUGGUGAGCACGCUGGGAGAAGUCCCAGCCAUGCCAUCCCUCUUUAUUAAAGUCAUUAACAGCACUGCCGUCCUGGCUACCUGGGAGCCCUCCAUCAAACUGGGCCAGCACGAAGGCUUCAAGCUGUACUACCGCAAGGUCCACCUCUCCCAGUACACGGGUCCAGUGCUGCUGCCCAGCAACGUCACAGCAUACAACAUUACCCACCUAGACGCGUCGGUGGUGUAUGAAGUCAAGCUCCUGGCCUAUAACCAGCACGGGGAUGGAAAUUCAACUGUCCGCUUCGUGUCCUUGAGGGAAACUGUGGAGAGGACAGUGCUGAAUCCUCCUUGCGACUGCAUGAAGGACGAGCAGAACAAUAAAACCUCUGCCACUGGCAUCAUCAUUGGGAUCCACAUCGGCGUCACCUGCAUCAUAUUCUGUGUCCUUUUCCUCAUGUUUGGGUACAGAGGCAGGCUGCUGAUGUGCAAAAACGUGCAGGAGCAGCUGUCAACCCCACAGAUCCCCAGGAACCAGCGGAGCUCCGCUGGCCUCGUCCUGAACGGAGCCACUCGCAGGGACAGGGACGACCGGAACCUGAACGGAAAGCAGCUGGAUAUGAAUGAGCUGGAGAGGUUAUUCCCAGCAUCCCCAUCGCAGGAACAGCAGGAGAAGGGAAUAACGUCAGCUCACAGCUCGACAGCCACCCACAACGAUACUCAGCUCACCACACUCCCUCUGGAUGAGUUCAGCUUCAUGGAGGAGCAGCCAGGCCCCCUCCCGAAAAGCCCCUGCAGUGGCAGCCCAACUGCUCCAGCUCCCAACCAAGGUCCCACCAAUGAAGGAUAAAACUGCCAAGACUCGAAGCCUCUUGUAGGAGUUACCAGAAACCAAACCCACGGCUGGUGACGUCUUUACGAGGAGUCGUCAAUCUCAGGUCAAUUGAAGAUUUCUAAGGUCUGAUUGUUAUUUUUUUGUUUUGCUUUAUUUUUUUAUAUAUAUAUAAAAUAUAUAUAUAUAUAUAUAUAUAUAGAUGUACACAGGCUUUUGGAAACUCUUGUGAAGUUUUAUCUUUCUGACCUCUCUUGGGCCUCUUCCAACGAUGGUUUUAUGGAGACUGGUCACGAUGGAUUUUCCCCUGCGGCUGCUAAGCGAAAGACUCCUUGGCAGAGUUUGGCAAACUCUGCUGCCUCUGACAAACUGGGGACGGGGUUGAGCCUCCUUCUCUUGCGCAUCCCAGACUUGGUCGUUUGUUGUUUUUUUUUUUCUCCCCUGAUCAGCAGCUUUAGGACUACUUUUGGGAUCUAUGUUUUAUUUCCAGAAGAGUGGAUUUGGAGAAAUCCUUUCUCACUUGACUCCAGAAGUGGCAGCCUGGGAAAGGGGCGCGUCUCCCUGGAUUCCAUGAGUCUGUACACUUUCGCUAUUUCUCAGGAUACCUUUUUUUGCUGAUUGACUAAAAAAUAUCCAAAAAAAAAAAAAAAGAAAAAAAAAAGGAAAAAAAGAGAAGAAAAGAGGAAAAAAAAAAAAGGUGUGUGUGUGUAUGUCAAAAGGAUGCCUGCCUGAGGGCUACUGAAAGACUUGGACAGACAACUCGAGUGAACUCAGAACCUACCUCAACCGGAAUGAAUGUCUUCUGGGAAGCAGAAAUACCUGCGUCUUCCUUCGACUUCAGAACACAAGUAGCAUAGCACUUGGUCAGUACAAGCUUGGUCCUACCUCAGCAGUCACGCUCUGUACCUGCCACCUUGGUGGCUUUGUUGUCGUCGUUCCCAUGUAAAGCACUUCCAAACCUUUGAAAGCAAUGUUCUACCUCAAGCGUGAUAGAA